CGCGAUGCUACACCCACCCGUGUUCAACCUUAGCUUCACUCAAACACAACACGAAGCAGACCUCACUCACAUACAACGCGCGCAAACAGGAGCUCGCCUACUAAACUAACAGCCAACAACCAUGUCCCGUACCGAGGAGCAGCUCAAGGAGGCCAAGCAGGCUCGCGCCGCCCACGCACGCGCGUCCAGGGCCGCGAACAAGGCCAAGCGGGAGAAGCUCAAGGCCGCCAAGCAGGCGCGUGCCGCCCAUGCCCGCAGCGCUAAAAAUAGCAAGGCAAAGGCUUAGCCUGCUAGUGGUGUAUCGCGUCGGGUGUGAACAGUGAUAGUCUGCGCGCAAUGGAGAACUGGGAGUAGAAAGGCGAUGAUGGUUUUCUCCUCUAAAGUGAGAACGUGGGCGGGGGGGACAGCCUUGACGCCCUCGAGGCAGCACAGUGGCUCGACGAGGACAUGGAGGAAGAAGCCUCGAAGAGUCGACGAUGACAACACACAUGGUCUUGAUAAGUUCCGUGGUUCUGUCUGAACGGUUACAACAUCCUUUUUCAACGUAAUAUCAUGUAUUAGUCUAUCUUGGAGUAAGGUAUAGUUCUUGAAAUGAUACGGUCAGCGUCAAGUCUGCCUCAGCAACACCGUGAUUGAGUUCGCGCCCCAGCCUUUCCAAGAUUACGACUAAUACACUCAAGAAACCGUUAGGCAAAUCGGGA
Molecule: messenger RNA, 701 nt
Organism: Colletotrichum destructivum
Lineage: Eukaryota; Fungi; Ascomycota; Sordariomycetes; Glomerellales; Glomerellaceae
Exons: 2
Coding region: 122-286 (54 amino acids)
Source: RefSeq, a predicted model, not a curated record